AGUAUUUUUUUUUAUACUAAAGUAUACAAAUCAUUAGCUUCUUUAAACAUAUUUCUAUUUGUGCAAAAUGAGCUCAAUUAUUGGUAGCAAUGAAGCACAAAUUCAUCCAACUACCGAGGAGGAGGCCUCUUGUAUGGCUAUGUGCUUGGCUACGUGGUCCGUACCGUCCAUGGUGUUCAAAACUGUGCUAGAGAUGCAUGUCCUCGACAUCAUCUAUAACACCGGCCCUAAGGCCCAGCUCUCCGCGGAAGAGAUUGUGGCUCAAUUACCCACCACUAACCCUAAUGCCGCGGUAGCCCUAGACCGUAUGCUACGCCUUUUGGCUAGCUUUAUACUCACUUGUACUCAAAAGGUUGGUCCUGAUGGACAGCCUAAGAGGCUGUAUGGGCUUGGCCCAGUUUGCCAGUUCUUGGCUAAGAAUGAUGAUGAGGUUUCUUAUGCUGCUUUUGCUAAUCUUAUGCAUGAUAAGAUUAUCAUGGACACUUGGAAACAUUUAAAAGACUCGGUAUUAAUAGGUGGAAAUCCUUUCGAGAAGAAUUAUGGUAUGGGCAUAUUCGACUAUCUAGGAACAGAUUCGCGAUUUUACAAGGUUUUUUACGAUGGAAUGGACCAUCAUUCUACCAUUGUUAUGAAGAAAUUUCUAGAUAUUUACAAAGGAUUUGAGGGUAUAUCAUCAAUUGUUGAUGUUGGUGGUGCUACCGGUCUUACUCUUAAAAUUAUCCUUUCUAAAUACCCUUCAAUUAAGGCUAUUAAUUUUGACCUACCUCAUAUUAUAAGAGAUGCACCAUCAGUUCCUGGUGUUGAACAUGUUGGAGGGAACAUGUAUGACAGUGUUCCUAAGGCUGAUGCUAUAUUUAUGAAGUGGACUUUUCAAUCAGGAACCGAUGAACAAUGUAUGAAACUAUUGAAAAAUUGCCAUGAGGCUUUACCAGAAGAAGGCAAAGUAAUAAUUUGCGAGUACGUUGUGCCCGAAACACCGAAAACUAGCUACCAAGCUCAUACAGCCUUCAUUUGGGACGCAAUCAUGUUAACAUUUCCAGAUGGUAAAGCAAGAACCAAACAAGAGUACGAGGCCUUAGGCAAAGAGGCUGGAUUUGAAGCUUUUCGUUUGGUUUGUUUCGCUUGUGAUACUUGGGUCAUGGAAUAUCAAAAGAAGAGUGCAAAUUAAUCGAGUUAAAUUAUUGAUAUGAUGAAUCUACUUGAAGAAAUUUCGUUUCUAAUAAUCUAGCUAUUGUGUAGCCAGAGGAUGUUAGUCGAUCUUUUAUCAUUUGAAUGUUUUUACACUUUGAGAAUUUAAUUUUAUUGUCGUUUGCCCUUUUAUUUGACAUUAUGUAUGUCUUGCAAAUUUCAUUAUGAGUUUUAAUAAUAAUUUGGUUGU
Molecule: messenger RNA, 1378 nt
Organism: Chenopodium quinoa (quinoa)
Lineage: Eukaryota; Viridiplantae; Streptophyta; Magnoliopsida; Caryophyllales; Amaranthaceae
Product: caffeic acid 3-O-methyltransferase-like
Exons: 4
Coding region: 68-1168 (366 amino acids)
Biological process (GO): methylation
Molecular function (GO): O-methyltransferase activity; S-adenosylmethionine-dependent methyltransferase activity; protein dimerization activity
Source: RefSeq, a predicted model, not a curated record